AUGCCAAAUGUCGCUGUUGAUUACGAUUAUACUUCUUGUCUGUGUUCUGUUAAUUAUUAUUGUACGUUUGUCGUCGUUUCGGUCGAUGGCCUGGACGAACGAUCGUUGCCUAUUUACCGGUGGUUCAACGAUCGUAAAUGACCGCCUUACCGGCUAAUGUUAACAUCUUACUGUUAACAUCUUGCGCUGGAAUGACGUGUCCGGCACGUCGAGAAUUUUUUUGUCCCAAAAUUGCAAUAUUUUCUCAGUUUUAAGUGUAUUUAAAUAUAACCCAAGCAAAACAAAUAAUAAAUUUAUUGCUUCUUAGUAAUUUAUUAAUUUCUAUCCAGUGAUAUCAUACCGACGAGUUCAAGAAGAAAGUGGCGAAUUAUUGUUUGGUCACUCGUUAUGGUCCACGAACCAGCUGCCAGCGCAAGGGUUAGGUUAA
Messenger RNA from Heterotrigona itama, 427 nucleotides. The record is from the annotation of a GenBank genome assembly. NCBI's taxonomy places the organism in Eukaryota, Metazoa, Arthropoda, Insecta, Hymenoptera, Apidae.